AUGGGGAUCGGUAGCGGCGGCGGGUAUCCCUUCCACUCCAUAGUGGCAGAAGACUACCCGGCGGCGCUCAUCAAGAACGAGGACGAUAGGGGCGUGGGCCAGAUUGGGCUUAACCUUGGCCGGCGGACUUACUUCCCUUCUGGGGAGGCCGCCGCCAUCGAGCAGCUCUUCCGGCGAUCGAGAGGGAUCUACCAGGUGGGCCAGCAGGCGACGCGGUGCCAGGCGGAGGGGUGCAAGGCCGACCUCUCGGUCGCGAAGCACUACCACCGGCGGCACAAGGUAUGCGAGCUCCACUCCAAGGCCACAGUGGUGGUCGCCGGCGGGAUGCAGCAGCGUUUCUGCCAGCAAUGCAGCAGGUGGGUUUCUCUCUUUCCGAGUAAAAAAAAAAAAAACUUGAUAACAGAGAUCGCCGUUUGAAGCGCGACCCACACAUGCUUUCCUCUUCUUCGUCAAUUUCUUCCUCUUCAGAGAGCUCACUUCCGGGCCUUUCUUCAGAGAAAGGAUCCUCGUUUUCUCUCUGAGGUUGAUUUCAUCUGCCUCUUUGAUAAUGGGCGUGGUAGAUAUUCGGGAAUGGACUUGGGUCGCUGAGGAGGAGCGUAUCUUGAACUGGGGUGUGUUUCAUUUCUUGAGAGGCUCCACUGCUUCCAAGGAUGUGAGGUCGAUGUCUCUGGUCCGCAAGCUGUUUAGGGUUAGAGAGUCCCCUCCCAUCUCCCUCGAUUUCUCCUCGGAUGACGGCGUUUGGAGGAAAUUUGAAUUGACCCCGUUGGCCUGUGGUUAAGCAUUCUGGUUUCACGGCUCAAUCUCUCACCGCCGCAGUGAAGCCGGAAGGGCUUGAAUCGACCCUGCAAAUAUAUCUUCUCGCCCAAUGUAGAUGAUAACACUGCCAUUGAUUUCCUCUUUGAUAUUGGUUUCUGCUGUCGCUUUUUGGAUCCUUCUGAACGAUGGUGUAACUGCCACUGCCGUUCAUACAUUGUCUCUGUUGCACUGUCCCCCGACAACUCUCUUUUUCUUCUCUCUCUUCUUUCUUCUCUGCUCUCCUUCUCCCUCUCUCUCCGUCUUCCUUUCUGCCCUCUCUUGAUUAUGGGUUAAUGAAAAUGGAGAGAACCGCGGCCUUUCCUCACUAUCUCACGGUCGUCGGCGUCUUGUUUGUCAGAUUUCACCCGCUGUCGGAGUUCGACGAGGCCAAGCGGAGCUGUAGGAAGCGCCUGGCCGAGCACAACCGCCGGAGAAGGAAGUCGCAGUCUUCUCCGACGAUGUCUACAGCAGGAAGCGAUCGAUCCAACCCGACGGACAGCUCCGUCAGCUCCAUGGACAGGAGCAGGCUUCCCUCCAGUAACCCGACGAGGAACGACGGUGGGUUUCUCUCUCCUGUUGCUAUGCGUUGUCAAGGUUUCAUCUUUCCGUGCCUUCCCGUCUCCUCAACGUCUCUCUUGAUUUAG
Messenger RNA from Spirodela intermedia, 1439 nucleotides. NCBI's taxonomy places the organism in Eukaryota, Viridiplantae, Streptophyta, Magnoliopsida, Alismatales, Araceae. The record is from the annotation of a GenBank genome assembly.